Molecule: messenger RNA, 791 nt
Organism: Darwinula stevensoni
Lineage: Eukaryota; Metazoa; Arthropoda; Ostracoda; Podocopida; Darwinulidae
Source: the annotation of a GenBank genome assembly
AGUAGGUAGCAGGAUUAUUGCAUGCAAACUAAUUUUUUGACAUGCGUUUCCUUCAAAGAACAUUAAAGGUCCUUUUAACAGCAAGUAAAGGCACUUUGCCUGCCUCUGCAGAUGCCACUCCUAUCCCACUCAGGUGGUCAACCUUGAAAGUCCUGAAGAGGUACUCAGUCUUCCCAGCCCACUGGCCACAGCCAGUCUAUCGGCCAGAAGAGCAAGAAAAGCUGACAGGAACUGGAGAAAUAGAGGAACUUUCUUUCAUUCCUGUCAGACCGGCAAGGAGUACAGAUACCAGUUCGGUCUUCCAUGAUCCUCGGGUCAACAUUCAAUCCAAUCCACAGGCAUUCAAAGAAGUGAAGCGAAUACAGUUAGAGAAGUACCACAAGGCAAGUGAGGAGGAGAAGCGUGGCAUUGAACUGAACCCUCAACGAAUUUUCCAUGGAGCAAUUGACAAUUGCAAACCCAUUCUUGCACUCAUUCCUCUCAAACGAGGAGGAGUCACUUACCAGGUUCCUCUUGGAGUGACUGAGAAGAAAUCUGAAUGGAUGGCAUGCAAAUGGCUCAUCUUGGCUGCAAGAGACAAACACCGUCGUGUACAUUUCCCCCAGCAGCUAGCUACAGAGCUCAUAGAUGCCUUUCACAGUGAGGGAAGAGUGGUGAAAAGAAAGCAGGAGUUGCAUCGCCAGGCCGAAGCCAAUCGUGCUUAUGCCCAUUAUCGGUGGAGGUGAUGACAGUUAUCUGUGAUGUUCAUUAUUUCCUCCAGGUGCACACUGUUGUCAAAGAAUAAAAAUGGC